Puccinia triticina is the source of this 1659-nucleotide messenger RNA. RefSeq lists its product as uncharacterized. Lineage: Eukaryota; Fungi; Basidiomycota; Pucciniomycetes; Pucciniales; Pucciniaceae. Gene Ontology annotation, cellular component: mitochondrion. The record is from RefSeq and is a predicted model, not a curated record. Gene Ontology annotation, molecular function: 2 iron, 2 sulfur cluster binding; 2-methylcitrate dehydratase activity. The transcript has 5 exons. The coding region runs from base 1 to 1659 and encodes 552 amino acids.
AUGAGAUUGAGCCCGGGCUGCACCGGCCUGUUACGUCAUCACUCCUCCGUACUCAAACCCACCCUCACCAACCACCUCCGAUCGGCCAGUGCUGUCAGUCGCCCGACCGAUUUCGGCCGGCUCCAGUUCGAAAGCUUUUCCCGGCUUGCUCUUCGCUCUAGUCGUGCGUUUACUAGUGCUGCCAUCAACAUGGGUGGAGCUUCACACGGUGCAGAGGAUACGACCAGGCCGAAACCCGAUCAAGUCUUGGUCGAUAUUGCCAAGUACGUCCAUGAUCCCAAGUUCGACGAUCCGGCUCUGGCCUACGAAACCGCCAGACUAUGCUUGAUCGAUACACUUGGAUGUGGGCUCGAGGCUCUCCGCUUUCCGACUUGCUCGAAACUGCUCGGCCCGGUUGUCGAGGGUACGGUGGUACCGAACGGCACACGAGUUCCCGGGACGGCGUUUGUCUUGGAUCCGAUCCGGGGGGCAUUCAAUAUCGGGACGAUGAUCCGAUGGCUGGACUAUAACGACUGCUUCCUUGCGGCCGAAUGGGGCCAUCCGUCCGACAACCUGGGCUCGAUCCUGGCCGUCGCCGACUGGCUGAGUCGGACGGCGGUUGCCGAGGGAAAGAAGCCGCUGAAGAUGCAUGACGUUCUGACGGCGAUGAUCCAGGCUCAUGAGAUACAAGGUGGACUGGCUCUAGAGAACUCCUUCAACCGAGUCGGCUUGGAUCAUGUCGUGCUCGUCAAGGUGGCCAGCGCGGCAGUGACGAGCAAACUCCUCGGCCUCUCCCUCGACCAGACUAUUGACGUCAUCAGUCAAGCCUUUGUAGAUGGCCAGAGUCUCCGUACCUACCGCCACGCCCCUAACACCGGCUCGCGCAAAUCCUGGGCUGCCGGCGAUGCCUGCAGUAGGGCCGUCAAUCUGGCCCUCCUGGUCCAGAAGGGUGAGAUGGGCUAUCCCACCGUACUUUCUGCCAAAACUUGGGGAUUCUAUGAUGUUUUGUUUGGCGGAAAACCAUUCAAGUUCCAGAGACCAUUCACUUCCUAUAUUAUGGAGAACGUAUUAUUCAAAAUAUCCUAUCCAGCCGAAUUCCAUGCUCAAACGGCGGUCGAAUGUGCCCAUAUCUUACACAAAAAGCUGGCCGAAAUGGGUAAGAGUUCGGAUGAUAUCAAGAGCGUCAAGAUCCGCACCCAAGAAGCUGCUAUUCGAAUUAUCGAUAAGCAAGGACCGCUGCACAACUUUGCUGACAGAGACCAUACAAUUCAAUACAUGGUGGCGAUUCCGUUAAUCUAUGGGAGAUUGACGACGGAAGAUUACACGGACAAAGUAGCCUCGGACCCCCGAAUCGAUGAAUUGCGAGCCAAGAUCAGCUGCACGGAGGAGAAGAAAUACAGUGUGGAAUACCAUGCGCCGGACAAACGCUCGAUCGGCAACGCGAUCACGAUCGAAUUGAAGGACGGCACGAUCUUGGACGAGGUCGAGAUCGAGUAUCCUGUGGGCCAUAAACGUCGUCGAGAAGAAGGGAAGCCCCUAUUGGACGCCAAGUUCAAGAGACACAUCGAGCCUCACUUCCCGCAGGGACAAAUCGCCAAGAUUAUGGAGGUGGUCAAUGACCAAAAGACUUUAGAAAAUUACGAUGUCGAUAAAUUCAUGGAUCUCUGGGUCAAAUCUUAA